AUGGACGCCGGUGCGAAUUCCAAGGACACUCUCAACGACACUUCCAACAAUACUCCCCACGGCUCUUCCAACACCUCGCACAAUAUCCCUUCCAAUUUCUCCUCUAACGACACUUCGAACAAUACUUCUGGCGGUAGUUCCAAUACCAAUUCCAACGACUCUGCGUACGACUCAUCCAACGGCUCUCGGGAUCUUGCACCAAAUGCUCCGGGUCUCGCCCAAGUUACGCCCGACAUUUCGAACGACACUUCCAAUCAUAUUUCCAAUGACUCUUCCAACGUCACCUCCAACGACUUGCAAAACGCCUCUGAGCAAGAUCCGCAAGCAACUCGUCGUCCGGGUUCAAAUCGCCACCAGAGGUUGAGGUCGGCAUUUCGAGCCCUGAUUGAACCCCGCGACCCCCCGUCCUACCCUUCCUAUGGGGGUCCAGACGCAGACUGUACGGAGGCCUUACGGGUCUUGCCCUGCUGCGGAGCCUGUUUCGUCGAUAUGGACAAACCGGAAUCAGGUGGUGAUCAACCGGAAUCGCUCAUCACAGUGCUGUAUGGCUUGAAGGGCCAGCUUAGCUACGUUGGCCACAUAGACCCAUUCCCAUCCUUCUUUCGCUCCGCUAGCUCACACUUCGGAUACACAGUUGAGUCUGCCUAUACCAUUGUGGACGACAAAUGGUGCCUCUACCAUACCCACCCUCCCUGGAGACCACUCCCCUCGGUCAAGCGUGAGAGCUGGCCCUUCGAUAUUGUCCCACGCUACACCGCCAUCGCUUAUCACCACGAUUGCUAUGUCACCUUUCCCCACGCCUGUCCGCUUUCUCCAGAGUUAGCCAGGGAAAGACUCUGGCUGGCUUCUGUAGCGAGAUAUCCUGGUCCCCGUCCGUAUUAUUACAAAGUCACAAGUCCUACGGUCUACGACAUGUCUGAAGUGGCCAUCAGGGAAGUUGCCCGCGCGUACGGUCUGCCUGAACUGGCUACUUGUCCGACCGAACUUGUCCCGCUCAUUCACGAAUAUUCCUCGCCAGGUGUCUUCCUAUGGAGAGCUAUCUUGACUUAUACUUUGGCCCUGCAACUCGCUUCACUACCCGAUCAAACUUUCACAGAGAUCCCUCUGGUUGAUAUCCGGACUUUGGAGCGAGGAGACUUGCUUCUCCCCUCCGAUUGGAAGCACGUGUAUCCUACCAAUAACGUGGAGUCGGUCAUGCGUAUCAAGGUUGAUAACCGUGGCAUCAAGGAGAUUCAGGGGCUUCCUCGCCAUCCUUCCUUCAUUGGGGGUUGGUCCAACAAUGUUGGCUUUAUCGUCGAGAAUGUUUCAACGUUACGUGAAUGUACUGCCUGUGUAAAGAACGGCUUUCUCUGUCUCCGUUUUCCAAAGUUUUACAAGUUCGAACUACCGAUGUGGGAUACGCCAGCUCCGCUUUCCCCGGCCCAUACCACACGCCUAAUUACCGAGCGUUUUGGGCCUCCGCUCUCUCGAUACUUCCCCGUUCACAAAGGAAUCUCUACGAGCCACAUCCUCAACUUCAAAUCAGUCACUGGCUUGACUUUUAUGUUCAGCCACAAGACGGAUCUCAGAUCAAUCUUUGCCCAUUACAACAAUGAAACUGGUCAUUACGACUCGGAUGUUGUCCAGAAGCUCAAAACGAGGCAUCUGUGCUACCUGCCAAUUGCCCCAGGAGACGAAAUUCUUAACAUCGGCAUUAUUGAGCACGAGAACAGUCGCAUCUUUGUUCGCAUGCGUCUUACGGGGGACAUUAUCAUAAAUCUGAGCACUCAUGAUAGUAUUGGGCGUCCUCAGUACGGGAGAGACCCAGAUAGCAGGCCACCGGUGAUUUGGAGCAAAACUAAACCUAGAGCGUUGGUGUACGGCCAAGGGUGUGGGCUUCAUGAAGACAACAUUAUUUUCGCAACAAAACACGACCUUGACAAUUCCGAAGGAAUAGGAACACCGCCCGAUGAUGUUCGGAGUCUCACCGAAAGCAAUAUUAGAACCUGCCAAUGCUCCAGACUGCCUGGCAUUCACAACGUUCCUUUCAACGGGCUUGUGACUUACGCACCACUUUCGGAAGUGUUAGAAGCCCGGGUAUAUUAUCUUGAUGAAGGGAUCAUCUCUGAGGGAGCCUGCCUGGGCAUCGUUUUCCGGUACCGCAACGGGGGGUGCCGAGCCGAUGGUCAUGUUUGGGAUCUUGACGGUCGUACUUACAGUGAUCCCACGCACUUUCUCGUCGGAUCCAAAUACGACUUGACGACGGUGGACUUUCUACCAGCAUCAGGCGCUGAUAAGCCACAGAGCCAUCGCCUUACUGAAAAGGAUGCUACGAUACGCAGCAAAUACAGGCCGAUGAGAGGAACCAUCUUUGCCUACACACGCUACAAUGAACGGAAGAUGUAUAUGCGGCUUCAUAUCGAGAUCAUAGACGAAGAUAUGUAUCCCGGCACUGCGUCCGCGGAGAAAAAUGAGGUGUAG
Sordaria macrospora k-hell is the source of this 2460-nucleotide messenger RNA. Lineage: Eukaryota; Fungi; Ascomycota; Sordariomycetes; Sordariales; Sordariaceae. The record is from RefSeq and is a predicted model, not a curated record.